CUCCACCUAGCGCAGGAAUCGUGCGGUGGAUCGGUGACGAAUCGUGUCACAACACACGAGACAUAUCCCAGGGCCUCGAUUUUCCUCACCCAUUGCUAGAAAAAAAAAUCAAGUUAAGGAUAGGCAGCAAUGUGAGAAGGCUCACCGAACGACGGAAGGGGUGAACGAAGCUCCUUUCUGCUGUGAGCUUAACGGGUUCGAUUGUUGUCUGCCCCAGGAGGAGGACAUCGGCAAGCCAGCCAGCCAGCCAUCGAGUGUGCCUCUAGGGCUUUCCUGAGGGCCCGAGAUAGCCCCUACUAGCAUUCAAUCGUGGCUCGUCGAACUGUUCGGAUCGGGUUUUCCCUUCUCGGUUGAUUCAUUAUAAAAUUUGUGGCUCAUAAAUCAGCUGAUUACACGUGUAUCAAUCUUCGGAUAGCAAGAUAACAAAAAAGCAACAUCAAAGUGAAACGGUAAAUAGGGCAGAAACCAAAAAAAGGAGAAUAAAAACCAACCUAAAGUGAUAAACCUGUGAAUCGAAACGUGAUUUCAGCUGAUUCGAGCUGGUUUCUAAGGAUUAAAAAAAAGAAAAGAAAAAAAGUCGUAAUAAAGGAUCGGUCGAGUUUGAUAAACUGAUUGUUGGGCCCAAGAUUAAAAGUGGAUUUAGAGCUGCUGUUUUCAGUUGCAGUGGUGUUGUUUAAAAGUUCAAAUAAAAACGUGAUAGUGAUUUUGGAAAUUGUUGGUGGAUAAAUCUCAAUCGGAUUUCUUAAAAGAAUUCUGGAACCGGAUAGACGAUUAUCCAGUUCAUCGGGCCACAGAAUCGAAACAAUCGUUUCCGGGAUCUAGAUUGCUUGGUUUUCCGGCUUCCGUGUGCCAAAAGAAAACAGGAGUUCCAUACGAAAAGGGAACGGGGCGGAAGCAACAAACACCAAUCAAAACAAAAAUACUCCAACGAAACCAAACUAGCACAGCCACCAAAAUGUCCAUUUCGGAAUUCCGCAAGAAGAAGCUGCUGUACGUGUUCAAUGUCUUUUUCGAUGUCAACCAGAGUGGCGAGAUCGAUCAAAAGGACUUUGAAAUGGCGAUAGAGAAAAUCUGCGAACUUCGCGGCUGGCCGGCGGGAAAUUCGCGGAACACCGAAACCCACGAGACGAUGCUGAAAAUCUGGGAAGGUCUCCGGGCCAAGGCCGACAAGGAUAACGACGGACAGGUUUCGGUCGAUGAGUGGUACAAAAUGUGGGACGAGUAUGCCAGAAAUCCUGAAUCGGUUCUAGAUUGGCAAAUCAGAUACAUGAACUUCAUGUUCGAUCUGGAGGAUGCCUCCACGGAUGGAAGCAUCGAUGCCGAGGAAUUCGCCACUGUCUGUUCCAGCUACGGUUUAGACAAGCAGGAGUGUGUCAAUGCCUUCGAGAAGAUGGCGCGGGGCAACGAAGAGGUCGACCGGGACCAGUUCGCCGAGUUGUGGCGCGAGUACUUCUCCUCCGACGAUCCGUCGUCACCCGGAAACUGCAUCUUCGGCAAGACAUCGUUUUAACGCCGUGGCGCCACCAACCACAACAAAGAGGAGCAGCAGCCAACGAGGACGACGUGAUUGGGUGAUGACCCGAUCACUAUAGUUUUGUGUAAGGGUUCUGGAGAGCUCGAUUUUUUCUCAAAAAACAUUGGCCCGAAGGCAAGUAGCACACUCUUUUUCGGGUGUGAAACGAGAGUAAGAGAAACAAAAAGUUAUGGCGUUAGCGCACAUUUAAAGGAUUUAAGAAAAUUUUUAGCAAACAAAAAAAAAAUGAAGAUCAAAUCACAUUCAACUACGUCAAAUUUCGAUUUGUUUGGGAAGACAUGUGAUUCGAAGUUAGUAAACAAAAUUUAAAAAAAAAAGUAGACUUUUUUGCCGUUUUUCACUUUCCAGGGAAAUCGAUUCCUUGUUGUGUAGAAGAAAUACCGGAAACAAAAUCAAAAACCAUGUUUCCAAUAUUGAACUUUAUACAUUAUCGAUCGUUGUAGAAUAAAGAAAAAAAACAUUCAACAACAACCAGACAAAAAAACACACUCAACCCAAGCCUGAAAAAGGAAAAAAAACUGUUCUCGUUCUAUCUGGCAGAGGAAACUCUUCAUCGGUCCUGCAGCCAAAAUGUAAGACAAAGUCAAUUUUUGUGAGAUCAAAAAGUUCUACCUACUGUGAGAGACAUUCGACUGACGACGAAAAACUCAAUCAAAGUCAAAGAAUCGAUUCAAACCAGAAAUUUUUCGCUUGUUCGAUCCAGCUAUGAUUUUUUAUUCCGAACAUAAAGAAAGUUUCAAGUUUUAAAACAUGUUUUAUUUGACUAUUUCAAUAGAUUUUGCUUGGGUUUUAAUUUUUUUUUACGAAUGGAAAUGGAAUGUGAUGGAUUGAUAUUUUUUUAACAAUAGAUUUGUAAUUUUUUUAAUUCAUUAAUUUAUCAUCGGAUUAUCAUAUUUUUUCAAUCGAUUCCCACGAGGAAAAUUUUCAGAUAUUUCUUGAACAUAUUUCGCGUGGAUCUGAAGUGAAGGAGUCACGACUCAGGGGCAGGGGAUCGAAACCGAAAUCAUGCAGCACCCGUCACAGUAUGAAUAAUAUCUCGGCAGCCAUCUUCCAUGGGAAUGAAUGUAUGUGGAGCAAAAGUUUAAGAUCCCCAAAGUGAUUGCCAUUGCCAAAGAUGCCAGACCAAAGUUGAAGGGAACCGAAACAUAAGAAGAAAACUUCAAAAGUUGUCUUGCUACCGAGUGUUGCUUUUUGUCGCCACUCUCAACAAGUUUCAAAUUCCAGUGGAGAUGAUUUCAAUUUUUUUUCUCGGGUCGUUUUCGGUCAUGAAAAAUGAAAAAAAAACGUGAUAGUAUAAUAAAUGGCUCAAGAUGUGGACGAUUUAUCACUUGGACGACUUUUGAUAGGAGCUCCUCUAGAGUCCAUUUUAUGGGAGAUGCAUGGCCAUACUUUCGUUUUUCUUGGUCUGGAUCAUUUAUGUCACAGGAUGCAACUUUUUGGAACCUCUACUGAGUUUGACAACCCUGAAACUGACGACCGAUAAUGUCCCAUGGAAAAUCAACUGUCUUGUGCUGGUUAUUGAUAAUCCCAAAAAAAAAUUUUUUAUCGAACAUUCACUCUGAUUAUUUGUCCCACUUUAACUUGGCGAAACUAGUAAAAUUAUUGAAAAAAAACGUUUUAUGCUGCUCCAAUAUUCUAAGUUCUGCUUCUGAGUUCUGACACUCAAUUUCUGAGCUCUGACUGUGAGUUCUGACACUAAAUUCUCUUAGAAACAGUUUUGGCUCUGAGUUUUCGAAUUUAUGGUCUCACACUAAGUUCUGACUCUGAGAAAAACUCUGAGAACUUAUUCUUAGUUCUGACCUCUGGUCUCUGAUCUUGAGUUCUGCCUCUGUGUUUUGACACUGAGUUCUGACUCUGAGUUCUGACUCUGAGUUCUGACUCUGAGUUCUCACUCUGAGUUCUGACUCUCAGCUAUGAUUCUGAGUUCUGACUUUGAGCUCUGACUUUAAGCUCUGACUCUGAGCUAUGAUUCUGAGCUCUGACUGUGAGUUCUGACUCUGGGUUCUGACUCUGAGUUCUGAUUCUGAGUUCUGACUUUUAGAUCUGACUCUGAGUUCUAACUCUUAGUUCUGACUCUGAGUUCUGACUCUAAGUUCUGACUCUGAGUUCUGGCUCUGAGUUCUCACUCUGAGUUCUGAUUCUGAGUUCUGACUCUGAGUUCUGACUCUGAUUUCUGACUCUGAGUUCUGUCUCUGAGUUCAGACUCUGAGUUCUGUCUCAGAGUUCUUACUCUGAGUGCUGACUCUGAGUUCUUACUCUGAGUUCUUACUCUGAGUUCUGACUCUGUGUUCUGACUCUGAGUUCUGACUUUGAAUUCUAACUUUGAAUUCUGACUCUGAGUUCUGAGUCUGAGUUCUGACUCUGAGUUCUGACUCUGAGUUCAGACUCUGUGUUCUGACUCUUAGUUCUGACUCUUAGUUCUGACCCUGAGUUCUGACUCUGAGUUCUGACUGUGAGUUCUGACUCUGUGUUCUGACUCUGAGUUCUGUCUCUGAGUUCUGAUUCUGAGCUCUGACUCUGAGUUCUGAAUCUGAGUUUUGACUCUGGAUUCUGACUCUGAGUUCUGACUUUAAGUUCUGACUCUGAGCUCUGACUCUGUGUUCUGACUGUGUGUUCUGACUCUGAGUUCUGACUUUGAGUUCUAACUUUGAAUUCUGUCUCUGAGUUCUGAGUCUGAGUUAUUACUCUGAGUUCUGACUCUGAGUUCUGACUCUGAGUUCUGACUCUGAGUUCUGACUCUGAGUUCUGACGUUGAGUUCUGACUCUGAGUUUUGACUCUGAGUUCUGACUCUGAGUUCUUACUCUGAGUUCUGACUCUGAGUUCUGACUCUGAGUUCUGACUCUGAGUUCUGACUCUGAGUUCUGACAUCGAGUUCUGACUCUGAGAUCUGACUCUGAAUUCUGAUUCUGAGUUCUGACUUUUAGUUCUGACUCAGAGUUCUAACUCUGAGUUCUGACUCAGAGUUCUAACUCUGAGUUCUGACUCUGAGUUCUGACUCUGAGUUCUGAUUCUGAGUUCUGACUCUGAGUUCUGACUCUGAGUUCUCACUCUGAGUUCUGAUUCUGAGUUCUGACUCUGAGUUCUGACUCUGAGUUCUGACUCUGAGUUCUGACUCUGAGUUCUGAAUCUGAGUUCUGACUCUGAGUUCUGACUCUGAGUUCUGACUCUGAGUUCUGACUCUGAGUUCUGACUCUGAGUUCUCACUCCAAGUUCAGACUCUGAGUUCUAACUCUGAGUUCUGACUCUGAGUUCUGACUCUGAGUUCUGACUCUGAAUUCUGACUCUGAGUUCUGAUUUUUAGUUCUGACUCUCAGUUCUGACUCUGAGUUCAGAAUUCUUACUCUGAGUUCUUACUCUGAGUUCUGACUCUGAAUGCUGACUCUUAAUUCUGACUCUAAGUUCUGACUUUGAGUUCUGACUUUGAGUUCUGACUUUGAGUUCUGACUCUGAGUUCUGCCUCUGAGUUCUGACUCUGAGUUCUGACUCUGAGUUCUGACUCUUAGGUCUGACCCAGAGUUCUGACUCUGAGUUCUGACUCUGAGUUCUGACACUGAGUUCUGACUCUGAGUUCUGACUCUAAGCUCUGACUCUGAGUUUUGAAUCUAAGUUCUGACUCUGUAUUCUGACUCUGAGUUCUUACUCUGAGUACUGACUCUGAAUUCUAACUUUUAAUUCUGACUCUAAGUUCUGAGUUUGAGUUCUGACUCUGAGUUCUUACUCUGAGCUCUGUCUCAGAGUUCUUACUCUGAGUGCUGACUCUGAGUUCUUACUCUGAGUUCUGACUCUUAAUUCUGACUCUGAGUUCUGACUCUGAGUUCUGACUCUUAGUUCUGAUACUGAGUUUCGACACUGAGUUCUGACUCUGAGUUCUGACUCUGAGUUCUGACUCUGAGCUCUGACUCUGAGUUCUGACUCUGAGCUCUGACUCUGAGUUCUGAAUCUAAGUUGUGUCUCUGAAUUCUGACUCUGAGUUCUGACUCUGAGUUCUGACUCUGAGUUCUGACUCUGAAUUCUAACUUUUAAUUCUGACUCUAAGUUCUGACUUUGAGUUCUGACUCUGAGUUCUUACUCUGAGUUCAGCCUCUGAGCUCUGUCUCAGAGUUCUUACUCUGAGUGCUGACUCUGAGUUCUUACUCUGAGUUCUGACUCUGAAUUCUAACUUUUAAUUCUGACUCUAAGUUCCGACUUUGAGUUCUGACUUUGAGUUCUGACUCUGAGUUCUUACUCUGAGUUCUGCCUCUGAGCUCUGUCUCAGAGUUCUUACUCUGAGUGCUGACUCUGAGUUCUUGCUCUGAGUUCUGACUCUGAGUUCUGACUCUGAGUUCUAUCUCUGAAUUCUGACUCUGAGUUCUGACUCUGAGUUCUGACUCUUAGUUCUGAUACUGAGUUUCGACACUGAGUUCUGACUCUGAGUUCUGACUCUGAGUUCUGACUCUGAGUUCUGACUCUGAGUUCUGACUCUGAGCUCUGACUCUGAGUUCUGAAUCUAAGUUCUUACUCUGAGUUCUGACUCCGAGUUCUGACUUACAUUUUAACUUUGCGAUCUGGUUUCGAGUUUUGUCUUUGAAUUCUAACUCUGAUUUUGAGUUCUUUCUCAAAAUUUUGACUCCUAUUUUUCAUUUUGAGUUCUGACUCUGAGUUCUUUGAUACUGAGGUCCAACUCUGAGUUCGGAUUUUGAGUACUGACUCUGAUCUCUGACACUGAGCUCUGGCUUCCUGACUUCCUCUCGAUGACAUCUUGUUCUCUGAUUUUGAGUGUCCUCACUGAAAUUUUAGUUUAAAGUUAUAGAUUUUUCAUUUAACAUUCUAUUAUUCAUUUUUUGGAAUUAAUGCUUAAAAAUACUUACAAAUCGAGUCAAUUAAAUGACAUUUGCAUUUAAAACGUCUUAAAAAAUUGAUCGUCAAAUUACUCAACGACUGGUAUAGAAAACUAAAUCAAUUCAUCGUACCCUUGAAAGAACGAGAAUGUGUUUUAUUGAUGGAUGAGAACAGAACUACAGAUAACAAAAAAAAACAAAUUAAUGUGUAACAAAGGGAAAACUCGUUAGUGUUUAGUAAAAUGUAAGGACACAUGUGAUCCAAUGAGGGGGAAAUAUACUAUAAAUUCAAACUAUUAUAUUUACUUCGCUUGUUAAAACAAAAAAAAUAUCCACUACCUGAACUGUUUGUGUAAAAUCAACUUUUGCAAAACCUGCAAUCCACAAAUAAAAAGUGAAGUUUGGUGGUUAAGAUCAAAUUGGAAAUCAAAUUAAUGCAUCAAUAACAGCAAUGAAAUUCGAAUAAUCCACAUAUCGAUGUUUAAAACUUUGAACACACUGCAGAAAUUAUCAAAUAAAAUCAUGUUCAAGUGUCAUAUCAGUGAAUUCAACUCGUCAAAACGAACCUUUCAGACCGGAUGAAAAAUUUGGGCAGUAAAUCCCUACCAAAUUGAACUUAACCACCAGAAUUUAAUGAUCAAAAAACACCAUUUGCUCUUACUCUCAAUUAGCAGAUUGUUGUCUUUCUCUUUACUCUAUCUUUCUCUAGCUAGUGCAUUACAAUUUCAAACAAGAAAAAAAAAUGAUUGACUCAACACGAGGAACGAAAAGAAAAAUAAUAUAUGGUUAAAUUCUAUCAUCAACCUAUUAGCUGCUAACUAUCUCUAUUUUCCUGAAUCGGCACCAUGAGGAUGACAAAAAAAACAAGAAGGAUAGCCGCAAAUUGGAUCUUAAAAGGAAGCGAAAUCGAAAGCGAAUUUGCCAGACAUAAACUAUUCGUCGAGACUCAGAACCAUACAUAAACAUGGAACAUGUUAGCUUAAAAAUAAUGUGUGUUGGUAUGUUUUUUUUUAUUUUCUUCAAUUUUUGCACAACUUAAAAUAUUGAUUAGAAAAUGAUUUAUGGUUGUUGUUUUUUAAUGCGAUUGUUUCACCAAAACACACUUGCUUUUAUUCGUAUUUGUUAAAUUUUCGAUUUACCGUAAACCUGAAUACUUUAAUUGAAAAAGUUUUAUUCUUUUCUGUUUGUUCACUGAGGCGGCACACCUAAAAAAUUGGGUAUAAAAUAAACGUUUUGUCAAUUUAAUUUAAUUUAAGCAAAAUCAGGCUUUCUUGUAAUUUCGAAUACACACACACAAACUCAAACAUAUUUCAACAUUCGCCCGUGCAACACGAUACAAAUCGAAUAUAUCAGUAGAAUGUGGAAAGUAAAUAUGUGACCAAUCAAUUUGAGAAGCAAAAACAGAAUCGCAAAAGUUAAUUCUUCACUCAAAAACCGGAAACGGCACCUGGAAACAAGCGCAUAUCGCGGAAAAACAUUUUCCUCAACCUGAAGGCGUGCAUAAAGCAAACAUUUUCACAGAAUUUUUCCAACACACACACAUAUGACCUCACAUACAUAUGAUCAAUAAACGUUUGGAUCGGGGGGGAAAAAUGAUAUCAGCAGAAAUUUGAAACCAGAAAUGCUACAACCACAUCAUAUUUGCUGGCAUAAAAUCGCAUCCAAUUGUACUAAAAUGGAUCCAUAUAAAUGUUUGAAUGUUAAAUGAAAUAAACAGAAAAAAACAGUCCAAUGGAGAUAAAAACUGAA
Uranotaenia lowii is the source of this 8101-nucleotide messenger RNA. Its product is annotated as calexcitin-2-like. NCBI's taxonomy places the organism in Eukaryota, Metazoa, Arthropoda, Insecta, Diptera, Culicidae. Bases 956 to 1510 code for a protein of 184 amino acids. The transcript has 8 exons. Gene Ontology annotation, molecular function: calcium ion binding. The record is from RefSeq and is a predicted model, not a curated record.